AUGGUUCUUACUAAAGAAUACAGAAUAUGUAUGCCGAUGACCGUAGAAGAGUAUCGGAUUGGUCAACUGUAUAUGAUUGCUCGGCAUAGUUAUGAACAAUCCAGUGGCGGGGAAGGAGUGGAGGUAGUAGCUAAUGACCAAGUUAAUGAUGAGGUUAAUGGUGUAGGACAGUUUACGGAGAAAAGAAUUCAUUUAUCUAGCCAUCUGCCCUAUUGGGUCCAGUCUUUGAUACCAAAAAUAUUUUAUAUCACUGAAAAAGCAUGGAAUUAUUAUCCUUAUACCAUUACAGGUAAAUGUUCAUUUAUUCCAAAGUUUUCUAUAUCUAUUCAGACAAGAUAUGAAGAUAAUAAUGGGACCACAGACAAUUGUUUGGGAUUAACGCAGGAAGAGCUGGAACAAAGAGAAGUUGACUUCUUGGACAUAGCUUAUGAUGAGAUUAAACCUCAUCAUUACAAAGAAGCAGAAGACCCAAAAUUUUUCAAAUCACAGAAGACAAAUCGUGGACCGUUGGUAGAAGGUUGGAGGGAGACUCACCAGCCUAUUAUGUGCUGUUACAAGGCAGUGAGCGUCAAGUUUGAAGUGUGGGGAUUUCAGACAAAGGUUGAAGAAUAUGUUCAGGGAGCGAUACGCGAAAUACUACUUCUUGGCCAUCGUCAAGCUUUUGCGUGGAUGGACGAGUGGUACAACAUGAGUAUAGAAGAUGUCAGGGAUUAUGAACGAGAGAUGCAAGCAAAAACUAACAUCAAGUUACAGUCAACGAUAGAAAACGUUGUGACAAUCGAAGACAACGAUUCAAAUUCAUCUAAGCCUCAAACUCCAAAAACGCCGAAAUCACCGAAAACACCGAAGAGUACUAGCAGCACUCCUACAGGAGAUGGCAGGUCAUGGUUUAACUGGAACUGA
Molecule: messenger RNA, 903 nt
Organism: Arctia plantaginis
Lineage: Eukaryota; Metazoa; Arthropoda; Insecta; Lepidoptera; Erebidae
Source: the annotation of a GenBank genome assembly